Messenger RNA from Micropterus salmoides (largemouth bass), 3223 nucleotides. RefSeq names its product ST8 alpha-N-acetyl-neuraminide alpha-2,8-sialyltransferase 3 (gene st8sia3). The transcript has 4 exons. Gene Ontology annotation, biological process: N-glycan processing; oligosaccharide metabolic process. The record is from RefSeq and is a predicted model, not a curated record. The coding region runs from base 711 to 1925 and encodes 404 amino acids. NCBI's taxonomy places the organism in Eukaryota, Metazoa, Chordata, Actinopteri, Centrarchiformes, Centrarchidae. Gene Ontology annotation, molecular function: alpha-N-acetylneuraminate alpha-2,8-sialyltransferase activity.
GAUCUUAGCUCAGUGUGAUACCUCAGCCCUGCAGCCCCCCUAGGCUGUCUGAGCGGUGCCUCUCUCGCUGCGUGUCUCAGCCUCCACCAGGACACAGAGCUCCGCCUCGGAUGCUGCUGUUGCUGUUUAUCUGAUUACCGCGAUACGAGAGCUGCGUCUUCUUUAUUCAUUAGACUACCGGAGACCGGAGGAGAGAGAACGCCGAGGAUGCAGAUGAAGAGAGGGAGCAGCAUCCGCCGGCCGCCACCAUCUUCUCCCUGCAGGACAUCGCGUGAGCCACCCCAUUACACCACCCUGAGGUUAUGAAACCGGCUGUAAUCUAAGCCUGCAUGCCUGCAUCAAAACCUCCAAGACCGCCCUCCUCCCCCCUCUGCUCUCGAGUCUGCGAUGACACUCGUUCUUCCUGCGUCUUUUCUUCCGCAGACGCGUCUUUUCUUCGGUACCGCCUUGCCUCAUAUUUAGGUUAUGAAAUCGGAUUCAAAAACGCGGCCUCCCGCUCCUUACUCCCGCUUAACUCAUGGACUAUGUAGCCUUCAUGUCCUCUGUCAAUAAAUCCGCGGGUUGUGCGUCCUUGUUCGCCUGUCCUUCCUUUUGCAUUUCUGCAUUCCAGUUCGCCGCCCAUGCGUCGCCGCUGCCGCUACCGCGCCAGGACUCUGAAAUCUGCGUGAAGCGCGCGUCGUCUUCACGUCUCCGCACUCUCUCUGCCGCUGAUGCGGUGCGCCUGGGCGCUCGCCGUCUCUUCGCGCUGGCCGGUCAGUGAUCCUCCGGUCCAGGGGCGCUGGGGCCCUCAGAGAGGUAGGAUGGUGCGGAUCGUCAGCGCGCUGGGGCUGGUCAUGUUCAGCGUGGCGCUGCUCAUCCUCUCACUCAUCAGCUACGUGUCCAUCAAAAAGGACUUCCUGCUCAGCACCCCCAGAUACGGACCUAAUGGAGGAUCCAGGAUGUCGAUGUUUCACGCCGGGUUUCGCUCCCAGCUGGCAAUGAAGUAUCUGGAUCCAGCUUUCACUCCUCUGACCAACGCUCUCAGUGAGGACCUGCAGAACUCUUCUAAAUGGAGCUACAACAGCACUGCUUUUAUACAGCUGAAAAAGGAGAUCUCUCAAUACAUCGACAUCCCCCACAACUUCACACUGACACGAGGCUCAGUCAGAAUAGGACAGCUGAUGCACUACGACUACUCCAGCCACAAGUAUGUUUUUUCAAUUGGCGAGAACUUCCGCUCACUCCUCCCUGAGGCAUCCCCAAUCCUCAACAAGCACUACAAUGUCUGUGCCGUGGUCGGCAACAGUGGCAUCCUCACCGGCUCGCGCUGUGGCGCCCAGAUUGAGAAGUUUGACUUUGUCUUCCGCUGCAACUUUGCACCGACCGAGAUCUUUAAGAAGGAUGUUGGGCGGCGGACCAACAUGACAACCUUUAACCCCAGUAUCCUGGAGAAAUACUACAACAAUUUACUGACUGUGCAGGACAGGAACAACUUCUUCCUGAGCCUGAAAAAGCUUGACGGCGCCAUCCUGUGGAUCCCAGCAUUUUUCUUCCACACGUCAGCAACAGUGACGAGGACACUGGUGGACUUCUUCGUGGAACAUCAAGGUCAGCUGAAGGUCCAGUUGGCAUGGCCCGGAAACAUCAUGCAGUAUAUCAACAACUACUGGAAAACCAAGCAGCUGUCGCCGAAGCGCCUGAGCACUGGCAUACUGAUGUACACGCUGGCAUCCUCCAUGUGCAACCAGAUACACCUGUACGGCUUCUGGCCCUUCGGCUGGGACCCCAACACGGGUAAGGAGCUGCCGUACCACUACUACGACAAGAAGGGCACCAAGUUCACCACUAAAUGGCAGGAGUCCCAUCAGCUGCCCGCUGAGUUCAAACUCCUCUACAAGAUGCAUAAAGAGGGACUCCUGAAGCUCACCCUCUCCCACUGCGCUUAGACCUAAAACUGCAGCAGGUACAGCGCUUCUCCACAGAAGAAUUCAUGCUGUUUUGGCAAAAGCAAAAUCUUGGAUCUAAGACUGCAUUGGUGAAAUGGAUUCUUAAACUGUUUUUAUCUAAGAUCCCUGGGUAAAAACCCCAAAUCCUGUCUAUUCAUUUUCUAAGGCUCAAGAAUCUAAAGGAGAAGAGGACUGCAACUAGUUUUUUGGAAUAGGUGGCUGCAGCUGGACUUUUAGGCUACGAUGCUCUUCAGCAGCAUCACAACCAUGAAUUGCUUUCACUCAUCACUCCUGGCACUACAGCGCAAAAAUAUGCAGAUUAACUGUUGUUAAACUAUGGCUGUGAUCAGACCCACAUAAGCACCGUUAAAUAGGGCAGAUGCCUUGUUCAUUUCUACUAGACCACUGUGUUGACACAAUUUGGGUCCCGACGCCGGGGGCCAUGGCAAAAAAAGUUGAACCUGGCUAGAUAUUUGCUUCAAUUCAAGACAAACGUCAUCCUGCAACACACUGUGUAGGCCAAUCAAAAAUGUGCAAGCGCAUGUUGCUCGUGGAUGGAUUAGUUACUGACAGUGAAUAUCCUGGUUCAUAUUUCAUCGUCUUUCUAGUAUCUGAAGCAAAACGCUACCACCAACACAGGACCUUGAGUUUUUUUUAACCCAGUGCUGCUUGUGGUCUAACCACCCUGUAAGACAGCAAUGUGGUUGGUUUCUAAUGCUGUGAUCAGACUAAAUGUUUCAUCCUGACCAAUCAUAGCUUGCUGUGUUUAACAACUUGCAUGAUGUACAUAGGUGAUUGGUUUAGGGGGUCCAGGGACCAACUUCACUGUUCCACCUGAUGGCAUCAUGCGACAUCAUUCCUCUUCUGUCAUGAUGUUUUUAGGUGUCCCCAACCCGUUCUCAGCCCAGGGCAACAAGUGUGGACGGAUGAUCGAGACCCCUUGGUGUUGCUUUUUAACACCGUGGGUACCCUUUAGUUAAUAUUUUGCAUGUGAAGGGCUCCACGGUCAAGUUAUCCAGAAUAAAUACGUAACGUCUGGUUAUUCUUUGAAAAUAAAACUAGUGGUUGAUGUUGUGAAACGCCACAACUUGGUAAAGAUAAGGCACCAAAACUACUUGUUUUGGUAAAGAUCAUGGUUUGGGUUAAAACAACAAAAUGACUUAACUUACAUGACACAUACGUUAGAAGAGGUCAUAUUCUGCUUUUUGGCUUUUUCCCUCUGCUUUAUUGAGUUAUAUCUCUUUUUUGUGCAUGUAACAGGUUUGCAAAGUGAAAAAGCCCAAAGUCCAGCCCAAAGG